This is a messenger RNA of Mercurialis annua (annual mercury), 1040 nucleotides long. RefSeq lists its product as uncharacterized. The record is from RefSeq and is a predicted model, not a curated record. Lineage: Eukaryota; Viridiplantae; Streptophyta; Magnoliopsida; Malpighiales; Euphorbiaceae. Gene Ontology annotation, cellular component: membrane. The coding region runs from base 23 to 952 and encodes 309 amino acids. Gene Ontology annotation, biological process: transmembrane transport. Gene Ontology annotation, molecular function: channel activity. The transcript is spliced from 3 exons.
CAAAAUGAAGUAAUAUUAAGCCAUGGAAAGCAUCACAAAAAGGAUGGCUGCAUAUGAAGGAGUUGUUCCAGAUGAAGAAAACAUUUAUCUGAGUAACCCUCACCAACCAGAGGCUUCUGCAACAAUGCAAAAUGGACGACUACAAACUCAGGAAAAGAAGCAAAGUUCCAUCAGAAAAAUCCUUGGCUUUGAAGAGCUCAUCUCUUUGAAGAUAUGGAGAGCCUCUUUGGCAGAGUUAAUGGGCACAGCAAUUCUAGCAUUUGCCCUAGACACCAUUGCCAUUUCCACUUCACAAACUCAAACAACAAUACCACUUCUUAUAAUAUCAAUCCUUACUGCCUUCAUAAUAUCAACUCUCGUUAUUGCUACAUUUCCCAUCUCCGGUGGCUUCAUUAACCCAACCGUCACCUUCGCCGCCGCACUCACCGGCCUAAUUUCCCUAUCCAAAGCCUUCAUUUACAUUUCAGCUCAAUGCAUUGGUGGCAUUAUUGGUGCCCUAGCACUUAAGGCUGUAAUCAACACCGACACUGCGAGAACUUAUGCACUCGGUGGCUGCACCAUUCGCGUCUACGCAUCCAGACCAGAAGGACCGGCGGCGACUAUGGGUAUAGCCACCGGCCGAGCCCUUUGGAUGGAGACAAUUUGUGGGUUUAUUUUUCUUUUUGCUGCUAUAAGAUCAGCGUUUGAUGAUCGUCAAGCCAAGGCUUUUGGUAGAGUCACUGUAGUUGUGACCAUCGGAGCAGUUUUAGGGCUUCUUGGGUAUGUCUCGGCGUUGGUUACUGAUGCUAAAGGCUACGGUGGAGCUGGGUUGAAUCCGGCGAAGUGUUUUGGGUCAGCAGUUGUUCGAGGUGGUGAGCUUUGGGAUGGGCAUUGGGUGUUUUGGGUCGGGCCAUUUAUUGCUUGUGUUGUAUUUGCCUUGUACACAAGAAUUAUUUCAAAGGUUCUUGUCUAAAUUGGAUUUUUAUAGGUUUAAUGGCGAAAAAAGUCAAACCUUUAUGAUUUAUUGCAAUUUAAAUGAAACUUUUUAAUUUUUAUAAUAA